Molecule: messenger RNA, 348 nt
Organism: Meloidogyne enterolobii
Lineage: Eukaryota; Metazoa; Nematoda; Chromadorea; Rhabditida; Meloidogynidae
Source: the annotation of a GenBank genome assembly
AUGGAUUAUGUUGAAGAUUUUGUAGAUUUUUUAAUUGAUGCCGAAUUAAACGAUUUGCCUGUAUUAAAGCGAGCUUGUGAGAGAUAUUUAUGCGGAGAAUUGAAUACUAAAAAAGAAUUAAUGACUUCUUUAAUUUUGGAUUUAUUUUUUAUUGCUAUGGUUUUUCGAUUGCCUGUAAUGAAGUCUAUGACGUUGACUGAACUUUGUGAUCGUUACUAUGAAAUGGAGGAUCUUGGAAUUUUAAUGGAGAGAGACGAAUACAAGUACGGUAGAGGCUCGAUAGUUUGUCACGUCUCUCUAUUACGUCAUCCAGAUCAGAGGUGUGCCGAAACGGAUUUCAAAAAGUGA